UUUAGAAAAAAUAUUUGGCUUCCUCUAAAUUCAUAGAAAUAAAUAAAAUUCUUAGUUUUAUUAAUUGUCCCUAAACCACCUGCAAAAAUGUUUCCAUCAAAUAAAAAAAUUAUAGCAGUUAAAGAAGAGGCCUUGCCACCUAAACAGAAUGUACAUCAAUUAUUAGGGGAAACAGUUAUUGAAACCUACCAAGAUUUUCGCACAACCAUUGAGAGUCAAAAUAUUAGUGUUUGCAAAAUUUUACCAAAUGGUCAACGUAUUGAAGUAGAUUCAAAUCAAGUCCCUACCCAAGGGAAUAUUGUAAAUCUUGGCAAUACAACCGUAACUCCACAAUAUGUCAUUAAUCAAAAUAUAAUUCCCACUGCAAACUGUCUUGUACCAAACGAACAACCCUUACUACCCAGAAAGCCAACGCUACAAGAGUUGCUUUCUAUUGAAAAUCGUUUACCAAGACCAUCACCUCCAUUUCCAUUGACAUAUUCAGUAGGAACGUCAACACAUUAACUAUCUUAAUGGACAUGUGUGUUGUUGUAGUGCUUAAGUUUAAUAAAAGUGGAUCAAUUAAAGUGAGACAUGAACAAAUAAUUCACAUGAAGAUAAUAAGGACAAUUGUACGAUUUGAACUGUAUUCACUGCAUUUUGUUAAUCCAUUUCACGCUCUCUGGUUCUCAGUUUGAAUAUAUUUAAAGCAAUUUUGGCCAUAAAAUUUCAUGUAAUAAAAAAUAAUUCAUUUAAAUAAAA
Molecule: messenger RNA, 741 nt
Organism: Teleopsis dalmanni
Lineage: Eukaryota; Metazoa; Arthropoda; Insecta; Diptera; Diopsidae
Exons: 5
Coding region: 88-504 (138 amino acids)
Source: RefSeq, a predicted model, not a curated record